Elaeis guineensis (African oil palm) is the source of this 858-nucleotide messenger RNA. Its product is annotated as large ribosomal subunit protein uL23. NCBI's taxonomy places the organism in Eukaryota, Viridiplantae, Streptophyta, Magnoliopsida, Arecales, Arecaceae. The record is from RefSeq and is a predicted model, not a curated record. Gene Ontology annotation, biological process: translation. Gene Ontology annotation, molecular function: structural constituent of ribosome; rRNA binding. Gene Ontology annotation, cellular component: ribosome.
AUCUUCCCGCUGGACCUAUAGGUACUUCGGCGCAGCUCUCCAUUUCCUUUCCUCUCGUGAGCCUAGGGUUUUUUCUGGUUGCGCAGCGGCGCGAGAGGGGGAGCCGCAGAAAGAUCUCCUCGGAAACAUUAGUUUACUUACAGAAGUAAUUCUGCAUUACUAAAUGGCCCCACCAGCUAAAGCUACUGCAAAGAAGCCUGAUGGCAAAGCUCAGGCUUUGAAGGUUGCCAAGGCUGUGAAGUCAGGGGCUUCUUCCCUGAAAAAGAAGACCAAGAAGAUCCGUACUUCUGUAACUUUUCAUCGUCCCAAGACAUUAAAGAAGGAGAGAAAUCCAAAAUAUCCCAGAAUCAGUGCCCCUCCCAGAAACAAGCUAGACCAGUAUCAAAUUCUCAAGUAUCCCCUCACCACUGAAUCUGCAAUGAAGAAGAUUGAAGACAACAACACACUUGUCUUCAUUGUUGAUAUCCGUGCAGACAAAAAAAAGAUUAAAGCGGCUGUAAAGAAGAUGUAUGACAUUCAAGCAAAGAAAGUUAAUACCCUGAUCAGGCCUGACGGGACAAAGAAGGCGUAUGUGAGAUUGACUCCAGAUUAUGAUGCCCUGGAUGUUGCAAACAAGAUUGGUAUCAUUUAAGCCUGAGAUUCAGCCGUUAACCAAUAUGUUUUGCUUUCAGCUUUGCAUUUUGUAUUAGUGUUUAAAAAGCUUGACUUCAAAUCCUCAGUUUUGUUUGCAUAACUUCACUUUCUAGUUGUUUUGAACAUUCUAAAGACAAAACUUGAAAGUGUAUUCUAGAGUAACUACUUUUUUACUUGAAUCCCUUUUUUGGCAGCAGUAUUAUUGAAGUGUUUCUCUCUGCUUUA